UUUAUAAUUAUUAAAACCAUUUAUUAUCUCUUUUACCGAGAAGUAUGCACAUCUCCUAAAAUUGUUAUAUCCGCUUCAAUGCCCCGUCUCACAACUGUUCAACAUUGUUAUUUCAGUCCAUGCAUUGAAGUGUUAUCAAACUCCCCCUGGUUGUACUGUAUAGCAUUCUACAGACUCGGAAAGCAUUGUCUCCUCUUAUAACCAGCCACUUGAGGAACCCGUGGCCUGUAAAUUAUACGAUUUUCUGCACCCGUGGAAGUGAAUCUAGCCAAUCACGGUGCCAGGUCGAGGGGUUCUAAACUUUGGCGCGAGAACCCAUGAAUUUCGAAAAUCCAAAACUUCAAAGAAUACCGACAAACCAGGGGGAGUUUCUUCGCUUCAAUCUACAGUCAAAUGUAAAGUGGUUUUAUGACCAGGGGGAGUCGAGCUUGAACAGGGGGUGUUGAAUUAUGAUACAGCACGCGACGAAUGCUUAGGCGCAAAUUUGCAAUAUGUUUUCGUAGGUCUUUUGACGAUCUUUACCUGGUGCUCGAUGCUGUAACGGCAGAACUUGUAAACGCUUUGGUUUAUAUAACAGAACGGUUUCAAGUUUCAACUCCGUGUUUCACGUCUUAUUCAUAGACCAUGAGGUAUGAUUUAUAUUCAGAGGAUAAAGCUUGCCCGAGCCCUUGUUAUUCUUUUUUUUAAUCAUUCAAGAACUACAUACAAAACAUCUCAAAAACUUGCCCUUACUAUUUUUGACCAAAAGGGGUUUCCUUCUUAAUACUAAAAAUACUCAAAACGGCAGGCCCAUAGCGAAACGUUCAUUGCCUUCUUUGUUUGGUUUGGCAUCAUAUGUCGAUGCAUGCAAUGCAUGAUGUGUUUGAAUCCCUGUGUUCAACUUUUGUUCGACUUUUUUCUAUUGUUCUAUUGUCUCUAACGACGUGCACUGCCUUUCAAGUUCAAGGGCUUCAUUCCACCAGCCACGUUAAUUUUUUGAUCAAGCUGAUCAAGUUCUAAUAAAUGGCUGCAAAGAGUCAAAAAUUAAAUUUUGCUUUGGAAAUUUGUGGGAUCGGGCCUUUUGCCACUGCGGGCCAUGAUAUAAUAUUUGACUACAGUUUCUAUACUUUUGUACCCUAAGUGAAUAUGAGGGGGGCGAGCUGCAAAUUGCGUUCAAUUGGCAUAAAAGCUGAAGCCAACGUUCCAAGUUCUGAUCAAAGUGUAGCAAAAAAUUACUAUAUAAAUCAAGGCAUCCAGGCUUUUUAGUUCAUGGAAGACUUUCAUUUCAUUAUGGCUUAUAAGCAGGGGGUGUACGGAGUUUGUGCAUAGCAACACCCUUGGUUACCAAGCCUUGCGUUUUAGCACCCCUCAGAAUAAUUUCUAGAUCCGCCCCUGUAUCUAGUCAUUUGAUCAUGGUGGAUGGUUAGGCAAAUCCACCUAAAUUUAAGAUGGUUAGGAAACUUUUGUUGGCUAUUACUCUCUUGCUUGCAAUAACAAAGGACAGUGCGCAAGGAUCGAGAUGUUCAGAUCCUCCAAAACCCGUUGGUGGAAAUCGCGUUGUGACUGGAUCACUAGUGGGAGAUGCUGUUGUUUACACUUGUAACCCUGGCUAUAAGUUAGUGGGUAAUCAAGUCAGAAGGUGCCAGUCAGGAGGAAAAUGGAGUGGAAAACAACCAACCUGCAUUUUGAAAUGUGGUGUUCCCAAGAUCACAACGAGGCAUCGCAUUGCUGGAGGACGCAUUUCUAGGCCUGGCACCCACCCAUGGAUAGCAAUGUUUCGGAGGAAGUCAGAUAAGAAAGUUCUCUGUACCGGGUCGCUUAUCGCAAGAAAAUGGGUUCUUACUGCUGCUAUUUGUUUUCUUGAUCCCCCAAUGAUAGAUCCUCAUGUGAAAUUUGGCAAAACAAGAGUCAAGAAUGAAGGAACUGAGCAGAUUAGAUCCAUUAAAAGAUUCUACACUCAUCCCCAAUUUAGUAAUAUAACAUUGGAUUCAGACAUCGUUCUGGUCGAACUCGAUAAGCCAGUUAUAAUAACUGAUUACGUCAUACCGAUAUGCUUGCCUCAUGAUGACAGUGACUUUAAGCUACUGAAACCGGGAGUAGAAGCAAUGAUUGCGGGCUGGGGAAGUGAAGAUGAAAUCCAAGCACAAGAAGGCGAGACAUCAAAAAGACUGCGAGAAGUGAGGUUAUCAUUGGUUGACUAUGAGCUCUGUGCCAGAAGGAUGGCAUAUCCGUUGACAGCAAACAUGUUUUGUGCAGCUGAAGGUGGCAAAGGAGGUGCUUGCAAAGGAGACUCUGGAGGACCUUUGACAGUAUGGAAUGCCAAAACAAAGAAGCACGUUCUUAUGGGCAUUGUGAGCUGGGGAGAAGGUUGUGGCAAGGAAGAUUCAUUUGGCGUUUACGUCAAAGUAUCUAACUUCAUUGCCUGGGUGAACUCAUAUAUCUUGUGAACAAAUGUAUUCUGAAUCUAGUUACCAGUACCAAGCUUUCUUUAGUGUGAGAUUAGGCAAAAAGGUUUAUCGUACAUCUACCCAUAGAUUUAAGCUAAAACUUUAAAUGCUACCUAAUAGAAAAUAUACAUCUUUAAGGAAGGCAGAACCAAAUCACAAAGGGCAUAGACCUAUCGAUUUCAUUUUUUUAUCUAAAUUUCAAUUUCCACUUUAUUCCAUCUUAAGCGUUUAUCUAGCCAUAAUAUAUUGAUGCUAUAUGUGGCCAUUUCUUGAUUACCUCUUUUAGAUUAUCAUUAACUGUUUGAGCUUUGCCUUUUGAAUUUUAAACAAGAUGUUUAAAAUUUAAGUAGAUGCCAAGGUGUGAGCUUGUCAUCGUCUAGCCCCAAGUGAAGCCUGCUACCCGGCACCUCAUCAUCCUGGCAAGCAAAAGUAAAAUUAGACUUAAAGGCUCUUGCGCAACCAGCAUGCUUUUCGGUUAUAAUUCCAAACCGGCCUAAUACCGUACUCCAUAAAAUUACAAAAUAGGUAACGCUAAGCAUGCCAGUUGGGCAAGAGCUUUAAAGAGACAAUCCUUGAUUUCAAGAUGAAAAGAUACGCCCCUGUGAAAAAACAUUGGGUCCUAUGAGAAAAAACUCUUUGUUGCUACAAAAUGUGUUUUCAAGCACAAUGUUAUAACAAUAGAGUUUAUUCGAUCAUGUCUGGAACACGAUACUUGGACUGCAGAGGCGAAUUCUCAUGGGCCGGGGAAAUCAAGUUUUAGGUGCACAUCAUUUUGAUGCUGAUUGUUUUCUCACAAACCAAGGGGCACACAUAAAAGCUUUUAAGGGGCCUACCGGGAAAUUUCCCAAGUCCCGGUGGGCCACCACGCCCCUGACUUGGAGGUAAGAGAGCAAACACAACAAACCUUUGCAUAUGAAGACUCCGUGUUGGCUUUGUUGUUUCCAGGCUGAUUCGCACCAAAAUUCAAUGAUAGGCAUGCGCUCUCCGCCAAAGAAGGGAAUUGUGGGAUGGAAAAUGAAUUAUGCAUUGGGUUCGGGACAAUAAACGGUCGACUUUUCAAACAGGCGUAAAACACCGAAGGUCACGCUAAGCGUUCUCUGGAUGAAAACAUCCAUUUCUCGAUUUCUUCACAUUCUAGUAGCCGAACUUUUAAGGCCAACAAACUGAAACUAGCAAGAGUUUUGAAAAU
Messenger RNA from Rhopilema esculentum, 3615 nucleotides. Its product is annotated as coagulation factor IX. The record is from RefSeq and is a predicted model, not a curated record. Gene Ontology annotation, molecular function: serine-type endopeptidase activity. Lineage: Eukaryota; Metazoa; Cnidaria; Scyphozoa; Rhizostomeae; Rhizostomatidae. Gene Ontology annotation, biological process: proteolysis.